AUGCAAAGUAAUACCACCUGUCCGACAUUCUCUGUGAUGCAAAGUAGUACAAACGAUCUGAAAUUUUCAGCGAUGCAAGGUAGUACCGCCUGGCUGACAUUUCCAGUGAUGCAAAGUAGCACGACCGGUCAGACAUUUUCAUUGAUGCAAAGUAAUACCACCUGUCCGACAUUCUCUGUGAUGCAAAGUAGUACAAACGAUCUGAAAUUUUCAGCGAUGCAAGGUAGUACCGCCUGGCUGACAUUUCCAGUGAUGCAAAGUAGCACGACCGGUCAGACAUUUUCAUUGAUGCAAACUCGCAUUGGUCGGAAAUUAUCAGUGAUGCAAUCCACCAGCGGUCAGAUAUUAUCAGUGAUACAAAGUAGUACCAUACGUCAGACAUUACGAGUGACGCCAAGUAGUAUCAUUGUGAUGCAAAGUAGCAGCAACAGUGAGACGUUUUCAGAGGGGCAAAGUAGCAGCAACGGUCAGGCGUUUUCAGAGGUGCAAAGUAGUAUCACCAGUCAGACAAUUUCAUUGAUGAAAACUCGCAUUGGUCGGAAAUCAUCAGCGAUGCAAUCCACCAGCGGUCAGAUAUUAUCAGCGAUACAAAGUAGUAGCAUAGGUCAGACAUUACCAGAGGCGCCAACUAGUAUCAUUGUGAUACAAGGUAGCACGAUAGGUCAGACAUUCUCUAUGAUGCAAAGUGGUACAACCGAUCAGACAUUUUCAGCGAUGCAAGGUAGUACCGCCUUGCUGACAUUUUCAGUGAUGCACAGUUGUACCACAGCUCAGACAUUCUCAGUGAUGCAAAGUAGUACAACCGUUCAGGCAUUUUCAGUGAUCCAAGGUAGUAACGCCAGUCAGACAUUUUCAGUGAUGCAAUGUAGUACCAACGGUCAGACAUUUUCAGUGAUGCAAAAGGGGCAAAGUAGCAGCAACGGUCAGGCGUUUACAGAGGUGCAAAGUUGUAUCACCAGUCAGACAUUUUCAUUGAUGCAAACUCGCGUUGGUCGGAAAUUAUCAGCGAUGCAAUCCACCAGCGGUCAGAUAUUAUCAGUGAUACAAAGUAGUACCAUAGGUCAGACAUUACCAGUGACGCCAAUGAUGCAAACCACCAUCCGUCAGAUAUUUUCAGUGAUACAAAGUAGCACGAUAGGUCAGACAUUCUCCAUGAUGCAAAGUAGUACCACCGUUCAGGCAUUUUCAGUGAUGCAAGGUAGUAACGCCAGUCAGACAUUUUCAGUGAUGCAAAGUAGUAUCACCAUGAUGCAAGCCACCAUCCGUCAGAUAUUUUCAGUGAUACAAAGUAGCACGAUAGGUCAGACAUUCUCAGUGAUGCAAAGUAAUACCACCUGUCAGACAAUCACUGUGAUGCAAAGUAGUACAAACAAUCACACAUUUUCAGUGAUGCAAGGUGGUACCGCCAGUCAGACAUUUUCAGUGAUGCAAAGUAGCAGCAACGGUCAGACGUUUUCAGAGGGGCAAAGUAGCAGCAACGGUCAGGCGUUUUCAGAGGUGCAAAGUAGUAUCACCAGUCAGACAUUUUCAUUGAUGCAAACUCGCAUUGGUCGGAAAUUAUCAGCGAUGCAAUCCAUCAGCGGUCAGAUAUUAUCAGUGAUACAAAGUAGUAGCAUAGGUCAGACAUUACCAGGGGCGCCAAGUAGUAUCAUUGGUCUGACAUUUUCAGGGAUAUAA
Messenger RNA from Eufriesea mexicana, 1677 nucleotides. RefSeq lists its product as uncharacterized. The record is from RefSeq and is a predicted model, not a curated record. The transcript has 6 exons. The coding region runs from base 1 to 1677 and encodes 558 amino acids. Lineage: Eukaryota; Metazoa; Arthropoda; Insecta; Hymenoptera; Apidae.